Molecule: messenger RNA, 1296 nt
Organism: Rubroshorea leprosula
Lineage: Eukaryota; Viridiplantae; Streptophyta; Magnoliopsida; Malvales; Dipterocarpaceae
Source: the annotation of a GenBank genome assembly
AUCAUUUUAACUGAUAAAUACGAAUGCCAGAACCCCAUUUUUAUAAAGCUAGUUUGGGUGAUUUAGUAAUUAACGUGUUCUGGGGUCCCACUCAUACCAUAUAAGCUAGGUCGCCGUGCUCAUAUGUUUGGGAGGGAGUUGACAGAUCUGGGACGAGUCGAGCGGCCACCAGCGAGGAAAGAAAGAGUGGGUGGGGGAGAAGGUGGAACACUUGAAGGAGGGGAACAAUCGGCCGGUUAUGCGGAUUUGCCCAUGGAUCGAGUAGGAGAGGAACGAAGAGGAACAGACGACAGAUGAAAUGGCGGAAAGGAAGAUCUGGUGUCCAAUCGGGCCGGUUUCGAUGAGACCGUCCGGUUGUGUGCGCAAAGGAAAGAAUUGAGGGAGGUGGGAGGUGUACGUGGUUGAGCAGCGGGGGAGUCCUUUACCCCCUGUCCGCUGAUAUCAAGUCUGCAGCCUUGUGCUGCGUUGUUGCCGCCACCGUUGCGUUUUAGCUCCGAGAAUAUCUUUCUCUUUCAGAUAUCCUUUGUUUAAUUUUUCAUUAGAUUCAUGUCUUUAUGUCUCCUUUUUGUAAAUCAUUUUGGUAGAUUAAUUUUUAGUCAGUCUGAUUCGGAUCUGACCUUUAAUUUAGUGUACUUGAUGUUAGAGUCCUAAAAGGGGGGAGUUAAGGGAGUCAGGGGGUUACAGGGAGAGGAAAUGAAGUCUCCCUGGAUUUUGAGUCAGGUGCCUACCUAUUUAAAAGCAGAUACCUUCUUUUUGGCAUAUUCCAGAUGUUGAAGUUUAACACAAAACUUUCUGGCACGACUCUGUUUCUUUUUCUGAAUUUAGCCCUUUUAAUUUCUUCAUUAAUUUUUUUUCCCCUCAGAUUCUUUGGUUGGUUCUAAUGUUAUUUGCAAACCUCAUCUUUUGCUUGACUGUAUAUUUUGAUUGUACGUUAUUCUUCUCUAUGUUGUUCACUUUGGUUAUCGUGUUUACCUGAACAAAGGAAUGGGUUUGCUCUACUUUGGUUCUAUUUUAGUGCUAAAAGUUCAGUUUUCUCAAAAGUGAUUUUUAUUUCUUUAUUUUGUUUCUUUAUUUAUUUAUUUAUUUAAAUCUUGAUCAAGACUGAGCCUUUCGGGUUGAAAUGUCUCCUUAUGGAUCAAUUGAGGAUCUGAAAAGGGUUCUUUUCAUUGCUCUGUUGGGUGAGAUUAUAUUUCAAUUAUUUUUUCUCUGUCCUAGACAUCAUAUGGAUUGAUGCGACUGUCAUCCUAUAGUGACAGAAUUCCUUGAAGAGGAGUUUGAGGCGAAGAUUUCAUACUU